Messenger RNA from Nerophis lumbriciformis (worm pipefish), 2663 nucleotides. Its product is annotated as sodium-dependent neutral amino acid transporter B(0)AT3-like. Gene Ontology annotation, biological process: amino acid transport; nitrogen compound transport; sodium ion transmembrane transport. The record is from RefSeq and is a predicted model, not a curated record. Gene Ontology annotation, cellular component: plasma membrane. NCBI's taxonomy places the organism in Eukaryota, Metazoa, Chordata, Actinopteri, Syngnathiformes, Syngnathidae.
ACUGGUGUGAUGACACAUUUCUUUACACAUGAGCAAAUAAAGAGUUGUUUUCGGCAACAUUAAAGUCUUAAGUAGCAAAGAGUGUAAAAAAAAAAAAAAGACGCACGUCACGAUGCAACAAAGGAGCGCGCAGAUUGUCGUCCACGCAACAAACAGUCCAUCGCUUUAUUCAUCAGUAAUCACGCCGAGGUGAGCUUAGUCAACUUCUCAACAUACGUUCAGUGUUUUCAAUCAAAAAGCACUUUUUGGAGAUUAUUGAGCUGACCGCCAAGAUGCCUAAUGAGAUGGAGGUGAGCAAGGUGAGUCCUAAAGAGGUGGAGGAGGACAAGGAGGUGACGUGGGACAACAAGUAUCAGUACUUGCUCACCACCAUCGGCUUUGCAGUGGGACUGGGAAACAUUUGGCGCUUUCCUUACCUGUGCCAGAUCUAUGGAGGCGGAGCCUUCCUCAUCCCGUACGUGUUGGCCCUGGUGCUGGAGGGCAUCCCCCUGCUCUACCUGGAGAUGGCUGUGGGACAGAGGAUGCGUAAAGGCAGCAUUGGAGUCUGGACUGCUAUCUCUCCCCUUCUGGCUGGAGUGGGUAUCAGCUCCAUGUUGGUAGCCUUCCUGGUGAGCCUCUUCUACAACGCGGUGCUGGCCUGGGUGCUGUGGUACUUCUACAACUCCUUCAGGAACCCUCUGCCCUGGACCAAGUGUCCCCAGAAUGCAAGCUUGACAGGCGUGGAUGCGGAAUGUGUGAAGAGCACACCAGUCGAUUACUUCUGGUACCGUCGGACGCUCAACAUCACGCCGAACAUCGAGACCAGCGGGUCUCUGCAGUGGUGGUUGGUGCUCUGCCUGGCCUGCGCCUGGUUCAUCAUCUACAUCUGCUUCUUCAAGGGCAUCAAGUCCAUGGGCAAGGCAGUGUAUGUGACAACCACCUUGCCCUAUGUGGUCUUGACCAUCUUCCUGGUCCGUGCCGUCACCCUGCCUGGAGCUACGGAUGGACUGUCCUAUCUCUUCACUCCUGAUUGGCAGGUACUGAAGAACCCUCAGGUGUGGCUGGACGCCUCAACACAGAUCUUCUUCUCUCUCUCGGUGGCCUUUGGAGGUCUGAUUGCCUUCUCCAGCUACAAUACCAAGACAAACAACUGCGAGAGAGACGCGAUCCUUGUGGGAGUAAUCAACAGCGUCACGUCCAUUUAUGCAUCCAUCUCCAUCUUUGCCAUCCUGGGCUUUAAAGCCAACAUAGCUCUGAAAAACUGUCAGGAUACAAACCUCUUGAUUUUAAUGUCCGAAUUUGGUGUGAAAGGGAGCAGGUACAGCUACACUAGCACAAUCAAUUGUCUGGAGAAAACCAAGCCAGAUAGGCUCCACAAUCUCAACCUGAAACCGUGUGACCUCAAAACCUUCCUGGACAAGAGUGCUUCUGGCACGGGCCUGGCCUUCAUCAUGUUCACCCAAGCAGUGCUGGAGAUGCCCGGCUCACAGGUGUGGGCCGUCUUGUUCUUCCUGAUGCUCUUCAGCUUGGGCCUGUCCUCCAUGUUUGGCCUUGUGGAGGGAGUCCUCAGUGCCAUCCGUGACCUCAAACUGGUGCCCAAGUUCAUCCCCAAUGAAGUCUGGACAGCGCUUUUCUGCUUCUUGGCCUUUUUGAUAUCGCUGAUCUUCGUCCAAGGUUCUGGGAGCUACUGGGUGGGGGUCUUCAACAGCUACGUGGGCUCCAUCCCUCUGCUCAUCAUCGCAUUUUUUGAAGUGAUCGGCGUGGUGUACGUCCACGGCAUGACAAAUUUCAGUGACGACAUCUACCUGAUGAUCGGGAGGAGGCCUCACCUGUACUGGCAGAUCUGUUGGAGGUUCAUCAGUCCUUUGAUGCUCCUGGUGGUGUUGUUGGCGUACGUGGCGCUGCAGGCCACGGAGAAGCCCAAAUAUGACACCUGGAACCCUGCUUAUGAAUUGUUUCCUGAACCGGAGGUGAAGUCCUACCCAGACGCAGUGUUUGUCUUCAUCAUCUUUCUGUGUGUGCUGCCCGUCAUCUCCAUCCCAGUCAUGGCCGUCUACUGUUGGUUCAAGCAGCGCAUGUCACGCCCUGACGUCACCUUGUACCGCUUUGAGAUGUUUGAGACGCCAGUCUUUGGUGGUGGCGACCACUGACAACUUUACACCUGAAAGAGAAGUCCGGCUAAAAAGAAAAAGCCGACUUCCGGGUAUUGAGCCCAAAUAAUGGAAUAUUUGAAAGCAAAUCCUCCGAGUUAUUUCAUGGUAAAAUUGCAUGAUCAUUAAUUUCAUGUCAUUUUUAUUUCAUGACUAUUUGAACAGUCUUGUUGGCCGUAUAGAAAAGCCUAAAGGAAAAGGAAGAGGAUAGGUUAGUAGUAACUAAGGCUGCAACUAACCAUUCUUUUCAAAAUCAACUCGUCAGCGAUGAUUUUUUCCAUUAGCCGACAAGGCACACGAUCCGCUGAGUUUCAUGUCCUUGAUUUCAACUUUUAAUAGUAAGAAAAUGCACAUAAUGACCUUGAAAUGAAUGGUUUUACAUUAUUCUACAAAAUAUAAUAAAGUCCACACUCCAUGGUUACAUCCAUUGCAGCUGGGAAAGCAACUCUCUCCUUCUCAAGGUUUCUUUGUCCCUAACAGUUGGGGUCUUUGCAGUUUUUCCUUGCUCGAAUGUGGCUUUUUGAAGCCCUUUGA